UGCGGAGCGGGCCGGGUGGCUGUAGCGCCGCCGCGGGGCUGGACCGCCCUUUCCCCCGUGCCCCCCCGUCCGCCGAAGAGUCCGGCCACGCUCUCUUCCCUCCUGCUUCCUCACUGUGGUGGCUGGGCUAUUUCUCCCAUGACUCUCUGCGUCUAGACCUGGCUGUCCUGUGCCUUUGCCAAUCAAACCUGAACUUCUCCUCUACCAGUGAAGAGAGAGGGCUCCUGCCCUUCUGGGUCACUUAUCUUCCCCUCACCUUGACACCAAGCCACACCUCUGCUUGUGCCUCCCGGUGCCCUCCGCCCCCGCCCUGCCCGUCCUGGGCACCCAUCACCCAUGGACGACUCGGAGGUGGAGUCGACCGCCAGCAUCCUUGCCUCUGUCAAGGAGCAGGAGGCGCAGUUCGAGAAGCUGACGCGGGCGCUGGAGGAGGAGCGGCGCCAUGUCUCAGCCCAGCUGGAGCGAGUGCGCGUCUCCCCGCAGGACCCCGGCCCGGGCUUGGCCAACGGCACGCUCACCCGGCGGCACCAGAACGGCCGUUUCUUGGGCGAUGCUGACCUGGAAAGGCAGAAAUACCCAGAUCUGAAGCUCAACGGGCCGCAGGACCACAGCCACCUCUUGUACAGCACAAUCUCCAGGAUGCAAGACCCAGGUCAAAUUGUGGAGGAGACGUACACCAUGGAGGAGGACCCGGAGGGAGCCAUGUCGGUUGUGUCUGUGGAGACAUCGGAUGAUGGGACAACUCGGCGUACAGAGACCACGGUGAAGAAAGUGGUGAAGACUAUGACCACCCGGACGGUGCAGCAGGUGCCGAUGGGGCCUGACGGGUUGCCUUUGGAGACCUCCCCUGUCACCAGCAACUAUGUCCAGACCAUGGACAGGAACUUCCGCAAGAACGGCAAUGGUGGCCCUGGUGGCUACCUGGGCCAGCCAGGCACGGCCACCCUCCCCCGUAACUACCACUACCCCGACGGCUACAGCCGCCCCUACGAGGACGGUUACCCGAGCAGCGACCACAGCUACGGCAGCCUGUCCCGUGUCACCCGCAUCGACGAGCGCUACCGCCCCUCCAUGGACACCUACCGGGCCCCCAGCCGCCAGGACAUCUACGGCCCCCAGCCGCAGGUGCGUGUCGGGGGCAGCAACAUGGACCUCAACCACUUCCACCCUGAGCCGUAUGGCCUGGAGGAUGACCAGCGCAGCAUGGGCUUCGAAGAUGUGGACUACGGGCUUAUGUCUGACUAUGGCACGGCCAGGCGGGCAGGGACCCCGUCCGACCCUCGGCGACGGCUCAGGAGUUAUGAAGACAUGCUGGUGGACGAAGUGGCCCCUGACCGGUACUACUGGGCCCCUCUGGCUCAGCACGAGCGGGGUAGCUUGGCCAGCCUGGACAGCCUGCGCAAGGGCGGCCCAGCCCCGGGCAACUGGCGCCAGCCGGAGCUGCCGGAGGUGAUCGCCAUGCUGAGCUUCCGGCUGGACGCCGUCAAGUCCAACGCCGCUGCCUACCUGCAGCACCUCUGCUACCGGAACGACAAGGUGAAGACAGAGGUGCGCAAGCUGAAGGGCAUCCCUGUGCUGGUGGGAUUGCUGGACCACCCCAAGAAGGAGGUGCACUAUGGUGCCUGUGGAGCCCUCAAGAACAUCUCCUUUGGCAAGGACCAAGACAACAAGAUUGCCAUCAAGAACUGUGACGGGGUACCUGCUCUGGUACGCCUGCUGCGGAAGGCCAGUGACAUGGACCUCACGGAGGUCAUCACAGGAACACUGUGGAACCUGUCCUCGCAUGACUCCAUCAAGAUGGCUAUUGUGGAUCACGCACUGCAUGCUCUGACUGAUGAGGUCAUCAUUCCCCGCUCAGGCUGGGAGCGGGAGCCCAAUGAGGACUCCAAACCGCGCCAUAUUGAGUGGGAGUCGGUGCUCACCAACACUGCUGGCUGCCUUAGGAACGUGAGCUCAGAGCGGAGUGAGGCCCGUCGGAAGCUGAGGGAGUGUGAUGGGCUGGUGGAUGCCCUGAUCUACAUUGUCCAGUCUGAGAUUGGCCAGAAGGACUCAGACAGCAAGCUGGUGGAGAACUGUGUGUGUCUGCUGAGAAACUUGUCCUACCAAGUCCACCGUGAGAUCCCCCAUGCUGAACACUACCAGGAGACACCUGUGGUCCCUGCCAGCAAUGCUGGGCCCCAAGCUGCAAGCUGCUUUGGCACCAAGAAGGGCAAAGACGAGUGGUUCUCCAGAGGUAAAAAGCUCCCAGAAGAGCCUGGUAUUGAUGCAGUGGAUUUUCCCAAGAGGACAACUCCAGCCAAAGGCUAUGAGCUCCUGUUCCAGCCAGAAGUAGUCCGGAUAUACAUCUCCCUUCUAAAGGAAAGCAAGACUCCAGCCAUCCUCGAGGCUUCAGCAGGAGCCAUUCAGAACCUGUGUGCUGGCAGCUGGACGUACGGCCGCUGCAUCCGCUCGGCGCUGCGCCAGGAGAAAGGGCUCUCUGCCAUCGCAGACCUCCUGACCCACGACAGCGAGCGCGUGGUGAAAGCUGCCUCCGGAGCCCUGCGCAACCUGGCUGUCGACUUGAGGAACAAGGAGCUGAUAGGUAAACAUGCCAUCCCUAACCUAGUGAAGAACCUGCCUGGAGGCCAGCAGACUCCAGCCAAAAACUUGUCUGAGGACACAGUGGUGUCAAUCCUAAACACCAUCAACGAAGUAAUUGUAGACAACCUUGAGGCUGCCAAGAAGCUGCGAGAAACGCAGGGGAUUGAGAAGUUGGUGCUGAUCAACAAAUCUGGGAACCGGUCAGAGCGAGAAGUCAGAGCAGCUGCCCUGGUCUUGCAGACAAUCUGGGGAUACAAAGAGCUGCGGAAGCCCCUCGAGAAGGAAGGUUGGAAGAAGUCAGAUUUCCAGGUGAACCUGAGCAAUGCAUCUCGGACCCAAAGAGGCAACUCAUUUGAUGACAGCACCUCGCCUCUCAUCGACAGGAACCAAAAAACAGACAAGAAAUCCUCCCGGGAGGAGAUCCAGAUGAGCAACAUGGGGCCAGACUAUUCCACACUCAACGAGAGGGACCACAGCAGGACACUGAACCGAUCUGGUGACCUCGGAGACAUGGAGCCUGUGAAGGCAGUGCCCUUGAUGCAGGAGGAGGGGCAGGAACCACAGCCUGAGAUAGAGGAGGUGGAGGAGGAUGCUGCCAUGUAUGUCCCUGUGUCGCAGAAGAUCUAGCUGAGGUCCCUGCCUCCACUCAGUUUGGGUUGAUAAUAUAUUAUAUAUAUAAAUAUAUAUAUAAAACGCUCUUCGUGGUGGAAUGGACCGACUUUUGUCUUAGUUUGGAAUAUGUUGCUGGACUGUUUGUGCCAACUAGCCAGCCAAACGACUGGGCCUGGUCCCACAGGGGCAGCCCCACCCACUCUGCCUCUUCUAGACUGCUGCACCUCCCUCUUCUGGGACACCUCAACCAAUAACUCCUCCUUCCUGUCCACCACCACCUUCCUUCAGAGAGUAAAACCCUCCUGCUCUGCCGCUGCCGGGUCAGCUGGUGUCGUGCUGCAAAAGGACUCGGGAUCCCUGCCUUGACCAGGAGCUGCCUUCUCUCCCAUGCCUUCCCUCUGCCGAGCAGACACCUGCAGGGACAGACUGGGACCUCAGUCGCUGCCUUUUUUGGUUUUAUGGGGCGUUUUGUUGCCUAGAGGAUAUAUUUUUCUGUGAGAUCACUCUUUAACCAGGGCCGUGGGGACAAUGGGAGCAUCCCUCCCUGGUGGUGGUGAGACUAGGGGUGAGGGAGGCUGGAGUCGUCGUGGGGGGUGACGGGAAGGAGAAACAGCAAUAACUUCUCUUGCUUUGCUCUAGAUGCGGCUUUGGGGGCACAGGAAGGGGGGAUCUGGCUUUGAGUCCUGCAGAAAGGUCUGUAUGGGGCUUCUGGUCCCUACCCAGUGACUGCAAGUAGUGAUCCUUAGGUAGGGAAAAUGGUCUGUCUAGGGUGUUUGGGAUGGCCCUCCCUGCACGGGAGGUGAUGGGUCUGUGUGGAAGGAGGAGAUGCAGCACGGCUUUUGGGAAGAGGCCAGCUUCUUGAGGCGUACUGUGUGUGCCAGGUGUGAGGAGCAGGCGCUGGCAGGGCUGCAAGCAGGCAGAGCCAGGAUCCCCCCUCUCUCUCCCGCACGCCGGCUGCCCGCGGCGGUGCCCCUCUGACUCUUGACACGUGCCUUUCUUUUGCCACUGUGAAAUAGCUCUUUGAAUCGUACUGUUUGGCUUCUUCGCUGGGGAAGGGGCGUUCCUGGAAUUCUGGCAGGGCUGAGCUCUUCCCCACUGGGAGCCUUAGCUGUCUGCAGUGGGGCUGGAAGCCUCUUCCAGGGAGGGGGAAUCCCAGCACACACACACACAUCCUCCUCUCACUGAUGGGAUGCAGGGGUCUCGUCUGCACCCUGUCCUGGGAAGACUGGGCUACUGGAGAAGCUGGGAUGUACACAUCUUCCUCCCCUCUGCUGUGGUGGUGGGAGCAUAUCAAAGUGCUGUGAUCUUUAGGGAAGCCUUUGGGUUCCCUUUACAACUGGAAGCCUCUGUAGGAGGCUGCAAACUGGAUCAGGAGCCCUCCCCAUUAUGGGGUUUCCUCUAAGCAUGGGCUUGUUUAGGGAAUGGGGAGGCUGCAGAGGGCAGAACUUGGUGCCUUGCUCCUGCCCUAAAGCGCCUCCCAGCUCUGGCUGAGCCCUUCCUGACUCCAGCCCCACCUCAGCUUGGUUUGGUUUUGUUCUGUGGUCUAACUCUUCUAUUUUCCUCUAAAUAUGUAAAACACUAAUUCCUUUUUUUUUAUUUUUAAUUUCCAAUGAACCAAAAAAAAAAAGAAAAAGAAACAAAAAUGCUUCUCUUCCCUCCUCCCCUACCCUGGCAGGGAGGGGGGGGCCAGCACGGAGGGGAGUGGGGAGCAGCAGAAGCAGUUCUUUGAUUCCUGUGCACACUCUUGUAACGCUUUUAAAACAAAAUGAUUUUUUUUAUAUAAAUAAAGUUUUUAAAGUGUC
Messenger RNA from Pogoniulus pusillus (Red-fronted tinkerbird), 4994 nucleotides. RefSeq names its product catenin delta 1 (gene CTNND1). The record is from RefSeq and is a predicted model, not a curated record. The transcript is spliced from 21 exons. The coding region runs from base 337 to 3207 and encodes 956 amino acids. Gene Ontology annotation, molecular function: cadherin binding. Gene Ontology annotation, biological process: cell-cell adhesion; cell-cell junction assembly. Gene Ontology annotation, cellular component: nucleus; cytoplasm; plasma membrane. Lineage: Eukaryota; Metazoa; Chordata; Aves; Piciformes; Lybiidae.